UUUACCUAAAAAAAGGAAAAUUUUUUUUCCUGUAUUCUGUGCCGCUGCCUUCGUCGUUCCCCGGCUUCUCCCAAGUGAGAGCCACCGUCUCUCAGUUUACUGGAAGAGCCAAAAGAGGAAUAAAAUUUCUGAUCCCGAGAGAAGGAGAAGAAGAAGGAUACAGGCCGGCGAGGGCAUAUUUUCUUCUUCAACGAGGCUUUCCUGUGUAAGAAAGAUUUGCUGCCGCCAUAUUGCUUUUGAUUCACCAACUGAAUGGAGCUAUCUGCAACUCCUAGUCUUCUGAAAUGCCCUUCAUCUCUGCUUCCUAAAUAUAGAGUUUGGAUUUUCCAGAGAACUCUUCCUCCCACUUCCGCACGUUUCCACCGCUCCAUCUAUUCAGUGAAUCACCGCCAUCUCAUCCGAAUGGAUCCUCUCAGAACUAUCUCCUCUUCUGCUUUAGCGGAACACAACAGUUCACCUAUGACAACUUCAACUAAUUCAGGAGCGAGAAUUGGAGAGGUAAAAAGGGUCACGAAGGAAACUAAUGUAUCAGUCAAAAUAAACCUGGAUGGUUCUGGGGUUGCUGACAGUACUACUGGAAUUCCCUUCCUUGAUCACAUGCUGGAUCAACUUGCUUCACAUGGGCUGUUUGAUGUGCAUGUGAGGGCAACUGGUGAUACUCAUAUUGAUGAUCAUCAUACGAAUGAAGAUGUGGCUCUUGCCAUUGGAACGGCCUUACUUCAGGCUCUUGGUGAUAGGAAAGGUAUAAACCGGUUUGGUGACUUCUCUGCUCCACUUGAUGAAGCACUAAUACAUGUUUCCCUGGAUCUAUCUGGUCGCCCUCAUCUUAGUUAUAAUUUGGACAUACCCACUCAGAGGGUUGGAACAUAUGACACUCAGUUGGUGGAGCAUUUUUUCCAGUCCUUAGUGAAUACUUCUGGGAUGACGCUUCACAUUCGGCAGCUUGCUGGAAAAAACUCCCAUCAUAUCAUUGAGGCCACCUUCAAAGCUUUUGCCAGGGCUCUCCGCCAAGCAACGGAGUAUGACCCCCGUCGACGUGGGACUGUGCCAAGUUCAAAAGGGGUUCUGUCUCGUACUUGACAGUUGACAUCUCUGGGGAAUAGGGAUGAUUGGAAUGAGCUGCCAAUAUUGAUGGUUCACCACAUUACUCGCUUUGCGGAAAUAGUUACCGUUGCCGGAGUUCGUGAACUAUGUAACUUAAGUGCUGGAAGGGGAAUGAUUUAUAGUAGCAGUAGUAUUCUAGCACAGUGUUGUUUAGUUGUUCAUACUUUUGAAGUAUUAGUAAUCGCUAGGACCUGACCUGUCAUUUUGUCAUUUGUUGACUUGUUUAGGAGAAACAAUCUUUGCUGGUAUGAGUUGAGUGCUUUGUGAACAACAUUGGCCUGUUGCCGAAGGGUUUAUACUGAGAACAAAAUUAUUCUAGUUCAGUUUCAUUUAUGUGUUUAUUUAUUUACUAUUA
Molecule: messenger RNA, 1459 nt
Organism: Neltuma alba
Lineage: Eukaryota; Viridiplantae; Streptophyta; Magnoliopsida; Fabales; Fabaceae
Product: imidazoleglycerol-phosphate dehydratase, chloroplastic
Exons: 9
Coding region: 253-1080 (275 amino acids)
Biological process (GO): L-histidine biosynthetic process
Molecular function (GO): imidazoleglycerol-phosphate dehydratase activity
Source: RefSeq, a predicted model, not a curated record